ACGAGACACAUUUGACAUGCGACGAUUGAGGAAAAUUUACAAGUCCUAACAACUGAUAGUGACCUGCUGGUGUUUUAAUUUUUAAUAUUUGCAUCGUGAAGACAGAGAUCUGAUGAGUUUUCACCGCUAACUACCUGGGAUUUUAUUGGAAACAUUUAUCAUCUUUGAGUUGGCAUGCCCUAUUGGUGUGAUUCAACUCAUAUGUCAUAAUAUUUAUCAUCUGUGCUAAAGAUCAAAGGGAUUCGGUUCGAUAUCAUCGACUGGUACCACAAUAUUUCAUCUCAUUAAAUGGUGAAGCGGCAAUCUCUUUUAUAUCAGCCCAUGUACGGAAAUGCGCCUUAAACUUACUACUUUCUUCCAGUGAUAAUGGCAGGAGCAGACAUGAAUAUUAACUCAAGCGAGGUACACAUUCAAUAUCGUCCCAUCGAAGCGGCGUUUCAGGCGACAUCGCUGAUUUCAAUCAUGGUGGUAGCUAUUGUCGCCAAUACAAUGAAUAUUAUAGUAGUAUACAGAAAUUCGAACAUGCAGACGCCUCGAUAUAUGUUUAUUAUGAAUCUUGCUUGUGCCGAUUUGGGAGUAACUUUGUUAGCGAUGCCGUUUUCGCUCAUCACAUGCAUUUCGCGUGAAUGGAUCAUGAGGGAAUCGCUCUGCAAACUCCACGGAUUUUUAGGGUCUUUCUUCUUUUGUGUUUCAAUCUUUACGCUCACAAUUAUGAGCAUCGAACAAUAUUAUGCGCUGGUGAAACCGCUCGCACGUGCAAUCACGAUUCGCCGAGCAAGGUACAUGAUCGGAUUAGUCUGGAUUGCGUCGACAUUAGUUUCAAUGGGACCCGUGCUGGGAUGGGGACAUUUUGCUUACAAUUCAAGCACUCUCUCGUGUGGAGUUGCCUAUCCAAGGACGACAUUGGAGAGGCUCUACUUAUUAUUUCUCGUGCUAGUCGCAUAUGUUAUUACACUCCUAAUUAUGACGAUUGCUUACAUAAGGAUUUUUUUCGCAGUUCGCAAGCACACGAACAGAAUUGCUAAAUAUACAAGCGGUGGGCUUGAGGUAAUGAGACUUCAGCGAAGAAUCAUCUAUACGCUUCUAUUAGUUCUGAUGGUUUUUAUACUCUGCUGGUUGCCAUUUGUGUUCCUGAUUGUGUUAGCAACUCGAAACGUAGGCGUUUCCAAAUUGCCUUACGGGCUCGGCGUUGCGGCAUAUUGGUGCGGAUUUUGCAAUUCUUCGAUCAACCCCAUAAUCUUUGUCAUCAGAAACGAUCGCUUCCGGGAGGGAUAUCGCGAUAUUCUCAAUGAAGUUUGGUACGGCUUACGUUGUAAACGACCUCCAAAAUUAGGAAGGCUGCAAUUUAAAAAGACAUGGUAUUUGACCAAGCGAACGAGUACAGAAGAGCAAAAACAGCAUGUUGUGCUCCGGGCAAUUCCUUCGCUGACUGCCAUCCCGGAUGUAGAAUUAAUGUCUGAUCACGACAAUGAUGAAAAUAGAGAAUCAUUUUCGCUGUGAAAACAAUAACAAGUAAUAAAAAAAAUUGGUAAUAUUAUACAGCGGUGAAUUUCCGCCAAAAAUAUUAAUUUACAAGGUGUGAAUUUAUG
Messenger RNA from Pocillopora meandrina, 1589 nucleotides. The record is from the annotation of a GenBank genome assembly. NCBI's taxonomy places the organism in Eukaryota, Metazoa, Cnidaria, Anthozoa, Scleractinia, Pocilloporidae.